GAGGGAAAGGCGUGUGUACUAUGUGCAACUAUUCCCGCCAAGUUGAUGUCAAAUUUGUCAAAUUCGGGAGAACUUUGUGCUGCAUAUUUAUUUUGUUGAUCUUGUGUUAAGAAUUUUAUCUUUCUGAAAUUAGGUAACUUAAUCGAAUUAAUUCAAUAAUCAUGCCCAAAUCAGACGAAAACGAAGAUUGGAUUGAGAAGAUGGAGGAUCUUUGUUCUAAUUUAAACGUCGAUUCAUCAGCUGCGAAGAAAUCGAAAGAUUCUUUUUCAGAAAUAAAACGAAAUUAUAUACUAGAUGGUGAUGAAUUACAUUGGAUGGCAUGCGCAUUGUAUGUGGCUUGUAGGACAUCGGUCACUCCUACAGUGCAAACAGGAAAAGUGGUGGAAGGGAACUGUGUCAGCCUGACAAAACUUUUGAGAUUAUGUAAUCUAAGCUUAAUUCAGUUCUUCAUCAAAAUAAAAAACUGGAUGGAGAUGGCCUCAAUGUCUACAGAUUUUAAAGAAAGGAUAUCUCGUUUGGAACACAAGUUUGCAGUCUCUUCAGUACUCUUCAGGAAGUUCCAACCGAUUUUCAUGGAACUGUUUGUUGGGUUAACAAAUGAGCCUGUAAAACAAGUCUCGAAGAGAAGACCAAAACUGCAACCAUGUUCAACAAAUGCCUUGUUUGAGUUUACAUGGUGUUUGUACAUUUGUGUGAAAGGAGAAUUCCACAAUUCUGCUAAUGACUUAGUAGAUAUGUAUCACAUAUUACUAUCAUGUUUGGAUUAUAUAUUUGCCAAUGCAUUUAUGGCCCGAAGGGUAGACAUUAUUAAUCCUGAAUUUAAAGGAUUACCUACAGAUUGGACUAAAAAUGAUUUCAAAAUGCCAAAAACUCCUCCAUGUGUAAUUUCUACUUUAUGUGAGAUCAAGGAUGGCUUAUCGAAAGAGGCAACCACUAUGAAAGAAUAUAGCUGGAAACCUGUUAUUGAUUCUUUUUUUGAAAAAGGGAUACUGAAAGGCAAUAGUGAGCCUACGCUUGGAAUUCUAGAUUUGGGAGUGUUUGAUGUAAAUCUUAAAUCACUGAACAACUUGUAUGAAACAUAUGUUCUCAGUGUAGGAGAAUUUGAUGAAAGGAUUUUUUUAGGCGAACAAGCAAAUGAACAAAUUGGAAUGAAGAACAAAGUGUCCGGUGAUGAGAUCUCAGAAGUAAUAGCUAAUUUCGGUCCUAGCGGUCGUGCGUGCCCGGACACGCCGCUGACGGGGCGGCGCUACCUGUCGCGCCGCAGCGAGGAGCUGACGCCCGUGUCGGAGGCCAAGAACAGCCUGGCGCGCCUCGCCGCCACGCUGCGACACGCGCGCCCCCAACCCUCGCCCACGCUGCUCAGGCUCUUCACGGAAUGCGGCGUAACUGAUGAAAUGAUAAAUGCAAAACUAAUAAAACCCUGCAAUGGUUGGAUGGAACAAUUUGGGGCCAGCUUGAAGGAAGCACACAAUACCCCGCAUAGUGAGACAAUUUCUAUACGCUGUAAUAUGGUCACAUGUUUAUAUUAUAAGGUGUUUGAACAUAUCAUCAAAGAGGAACAUAGGAAAAAGCCACAGGUUUCAUUGCAGAUGCUUCUUUCACAAGAAACAUACCAGCUAACUGUAUAUGCGUGCUGUACGGAGAUUGUCCUACAUGCCUAUGGAGUGAAUUCAUUCAAGUUUCCCAGAGUGCUGCAGAUAUUCAAGCUGAGCGCAUUUCAUUUCUAUAAGAUUAUUGAACUAGUUGUACAGGCCGUGGUCGAUAAGCUUAGUCGAGACGUCAUCAAACAUUUGAAUGCAGUCGAAGAAGAAGUACUAGAGUCUCUGGUGUGGACUUCUGACAGUCCUCUGUGGGACCAACUCAGUAAAACGCCAGUGCCAGCCUCUGCCGACGUCUCCGUACAAGAUUCACCUUUUCGAAGAACUAAUGGUCUACAAUCACCUGUCUCUACAAUAGACCGCUUCAUGUCACCUAUGGCUGAACAAGCCAAGAAGCAAUUAUUCAAAGACCCUAUUAAACCCGGCCAGUCACUUUUAGUACAAGCAAACACAACACCAGUGAAAGAGCCAGCAGUGUCUGCUAAUACAUCACAACCAUCACAAAGUACUUCAAGUUGUGAGACCACGCCUACAUCGACACCCAAAAAAAACAAUUCAUUAAUAUUGUUUUUUAGGAAGUUUUACAGUUUAGCGGUAGUACGUAUGAACGAUCUGUGCACGAGAUUGCGACUGACUGACGACGAAUUAAAACGCAAAAUUUGGACUUGUCUUGAGUACUCAAUAAUGCAUCAAACACAUCUAAUGAAAGACAGACAUCUAGAUCAGAUACUUAUGUGCUCUGUUUAUGUUAUAUGUAAGGUUUCAAAUAAUCCGUCUAGUAAUCAAGUGGAGAAAACAUUUGCAGAAAUCAUGCGAUGUUACAGACAACGCCCUUUAGCGGAUAAUCAUGUUUAUAGAUCUGUUUUAAUCAAACAAAGCACAGACGAGAGUUCACCAGAAAGAGGAGAUUUGAUUAACUUUUAUAAUAAAGUUUAUGUGCAAUGUAUGCAGAAUUUUGCACUUAGAUUUUCUGGACGACACAGGGAUGAGUGCAGCCUGUCUCCGCUGCCGACGGGGCGGUGUGAGGCGCGCUCCCCGGCCGGCACGCGCGUGUCCGAGCGACAUCAGCUCUACGUCAAGCCGCUCACCGACCCGCCGCCGCAACACCACCACCUCACCUACAGAUUCAGCCGCAGCCCCGCCAAGGACCUACAGGCGAUCAACAGUUUGGUCUGGUGCGACACAGGACUGGGGUCGGGCGUAGGCCUGAAGCGUGCGCUGGAAGGAGCGUUGGACAGCGACCCGAAUAAGCGAAACAGAGCCGCACCCGCCGUAGCCAGAAAGCUGCAUCAUCUACUAUCUGACAGGCAGGCUGUCUAGAGGUUUUUCGAGUUCGUCCAAAUACAGCAAAAAUACGAGUCUAUAAUGAAUUUAUGUUUUUAGUCAUUUUCAUUUAGUACCAAAUAUUUGCUUUUAGCUCUCUAGCCGUGGUGACUAUCAAUGGAAAAUCUGUUUUUGGCGAUAUAUCACUUGUAUGUAUUAACAGAAGUCACAAUAAUCAGAUGUUUAAUUAUAAAUCAAUACUGGCUUUAUAUGUAUAACAAUAUAAUACAUUGGCAUUGUACUCGAGAUUCCAGGCUGGCAAAACAUAGCAUUUUGAUCUCAUUUCUUAUUUAUGUUGAAUGUAUAGUAUCGAUAUGCCAUAGUGGAAAAGUUGCUCAUUUCUUACGUAAGAUUUAAGUUGAAUUUCCAUAGGCUGUGUCAGUAUGAAUUGAUGUAUGUGGGCAUGUGAUGAAACUAGUUUUUUUUAAAUAUUUAUUUAUAAGUAUGGUUGCCAUUAUAUGUCCUACGUUUGUAGACAUUUUUAUUUUUCAUUAUGACUAACUUUAUUUUACUCACAAAACAUUAAAGCAUACACAUUAUAAGAAAAUAUAAACACUUAUGUCAAAGAAGUUCCUUUACCAUUUUUUAUUAUUGUUUAAAAAGCGAGGUAUAUUUUAUUUUCUUCCAUUAAUAUUACUCUUUAGUUUGUAAGUGAUCAAAGAACUUAUAAAAAUCAAUUCGUUUUAACAACAAAUCAAAAUUUAAUUGUAUAUUUCGGACAUAAACAUUGUAUCAUGUAUUCUGUAGAUUUUACAUAACCUAAGGAAUUAAAAGAUAUGUAAUCUUAAAA
Messenger RNA from Bombyx mori (domestic silkworm), 3711 nucleotides. Its product is annotated as retinoblastoma-like protein 2. The record is from RefSeq and is a predicted model, not a curated record. Bases 162 to 2918 code for a protein of 918 amino acids. Gene Ontology annotation, cellular component: nucleus; transcription regulator complex; chromatin. Gene Ontology annotation, molecular function: RNA polymerase II transcription regulatory region sequence-specific DNA binding. Lineage: Eukaryota; Metazoa; Arthropoda; Insecta; Lepidoptera; Bombycidae. Gene Ontology annotation, biological process: negative regulation of G1/S transition of mitotic cell cycle; regulation of transcription by RNA polymerase II; cell differentiation. The transcript is spliced from 19 exons.